Messenger RNA from Rotaria sordida, 441 nucleotides. The record is from the annotation of a GenBank genome assembly. Lineage: Eukaryota; Metazoa; Rotifera; Eurotatoria; Philodinida; Philodinidae.
AUGUCGAGUUACUUCUACUGCUUUUUACUUCUUGUUCUCUGUUUGGUAGUCUUUGCUCAUGAGCCCCUUCCAGGCAGAAAAGUUACCACUCCGUUUGGCAAACCUGGUAGUUGGGCUGCUGGUUAUCACACUGGAGAUGAUUAUGCAUGUCCAAUUGGAACUAGUGUCCACGCUACAGCAAGUGGCACGGUGAAAGAUGUGAACUUUGGUUCAGAUUAUGGCACUCAUAUCGUCAUUGAAUCAUCAGAUAAAGUUCGUCAACUCUAUGCACAUUUAAGUCAGAAACUAGUUACAGUUGGACAAAGCGUCAAAGCAGGAAAUGUAAUCGGUAAGAGUGGAAACACAGGAAGAUCAACUGGACCACAUCUUCACUAUGAAGAACGAGUUGCUCCCUACAAAUAUGCAAAUCAUAGAAAACCGCAACUCAACAAAGCACAUUAA